Cariama cristata (Red-legged seriema) is the source of this 438-nucleotide messenger RNA. It is a transcript of the gene SLC25A10, whose product is annotated as solute carrier family 25 (mitochondrial carrier; dicarboxylate transporter), member 10. The transcript is spliced from 5 exons. The record is from RefSeq and is a predicted model, not a curated record. Gene Ontology annotation, biological process: phosphate ion transmembrane transport; oxaloacetate transport; succinate transmembrane transport. The coding region runs from base 1 to 438 and encodes 145 amino acids. NCBI's taxonomy places the organism in Eukaryota, Metazoa, Chordata, Aves, Cariamiformes, Cariamidae. Gene Ontology annotation, molecular function: sulfate transmembrane transporter activity; thiosulfate transmembrane transporter activity; antiporter activity.
AUGUCGCAGGACUGUGCUGAUGCCAAUCUGUCCGCAGAGGGCUUGAAGAAACUCUUCUCGGGAGCUACGAUGGCAUCCAGCCGAGGGGCCCUAGUCACCAUUGGGCAGCUCUCCUGUUAUGACCAGGCCAAGCAGCUGGUUCUCACGACUGGGUUGCUGUCAGACAACAUCUUCACUCACUUCCUGGCCAGCUUCAUCGCUGGCGGAUGCGCCACAUUCCUGUGCCAGCCCCUGGACGUGCUCAAGACCCGCCUCAUGAACUCCCAGGGGGAGUACCGGGGUGUUACCCACUGUGCCGUGGAAACUGCCAAGCUCGGCCCCCUUGCCUUCUACAAGGGCUUCGUUCCUGCUGCCAUCCGGCUGGUUCCUCACACUGUCCUCACCUUUGUCUUCCUGGAACAGCUGCGCAAAUACUUUGGGAUCAAAGUGAUCACCUGA